Mesitornis unicolor (brown roatelo) is the source of this 1586-nucleotide messenger RNA. RefSeq names its product COP9 signalosome subunit 4 (gene COPS4). Bases 95 to 1162 code for a protein of 355 amino acids. The record is from RefSeq and is a predicted model, not a curated record. The transcript has 10 exons. Gene Ontology annotation, cellular component: COP9 signalosome; cytosol. NCBI's taxonomy places the organism in Eukaryota, Metazoa, Chordata, Aves, Mesitornithiformes, Mesitornithidae.
GGACCUGGCGGGCAAAUAUCGUCAGAUAUUGGAAAAAGCCAUUCAGCUGUCGGAUGUAGAACAACUUGAAGCUUUGAAAGCUUUUGUAGAAGCAAUGGUGAAUGAGAAUGUCAGUCUAGUGAUAUCUCGUCAGCUGCUGACAGAUUUCUGUACCCAUCUGCCAAGUCUUCCUGACAGCACGGCCAAAGAAAUUUACCACUUCACCUUGGAAAAGAUACAGCCUAGAGUUAUUUCAUUUGAAGAGCAGGUCGCUUCAAUAAGGCAGCAUCUUGCAUCAAUCUACGAGAAGGAAGAAGACUGGAGGAAUGCAGCGCAAGUAUUGGUGGGGAUCCCUUUGGAAACAGGGCAAAAACAGUACAAUGUAGAUUAUAAACUGGAGACCUACCUGAAAAUUGCCAGGCUCUAUCUGGAGGAUGAUGACCCAGUUCAAGCAGAAGCUUAUAUUAAUCGAGCUUCCCUGCUUCAGAAUGAAUCAACUAAUGAACAGCUGCAAAUCCAUUAUAAGGUUUGCUAUGCUCGAGUUCUUGAUUACAGAAGAAAGUUCAUUGAGGCUGCCCAAAGAUACAACGAGCUCUCCUAUAAGAGCAUAAUCCAUGAAACUGAGCGACUGGAGGCAUUGAAGCAUGCUUUGCAUUGUACUAUUUUGGCAUCAGCAGGACAACAGCGUUCUCGCAUGCUUGCUACACUCUUCAAGGAUGAGAGAUGCCAGCAGCUUGCAGCCUAUGGGAUCUUGGAGAAAAUGUAUCUUGACAGAAUCAUCCGUGGAAAUCAACUGCAAGAGUUUGCAGCUAUGCUCAUGCCUCACCAGAAAGCAACUACAGCCGAUGGUUCCAGUAUCCUGGACAGAGCUGUUAUUGAGCACAACUUACUAUCUGCGAGCAAACUUUACAACAACAUUACUUUUGAAGAGCUUGGAGCAUUACUAGAAAUCCCUGCAGCUAAGGCAGAAAAGAUAGCUUCUCAGAUGAUAACUGAGGGUCGCAUGAAUGGAUUCAUUGAUCAGAUUGAUGGAAUUGUUCAUUUUGAGACUCGUGAAGCUCUGCCAACCUGGGACAAGCAGAUUCAGUCACUGUGUUUCCAGGUUAACAACCUGCUGGAGAAGAUAAGUCAGGCAGCCCCAGAAUGGACAGCACAAGCAAUGGAGGCCCAGAUGGCUCAGUGACUGUGCAGUCAUUGUGUGAACGGGGGCGAUCAACCACCGGGUGUGCUGGAAGAAGGGAACUGAGCAGGACUGCAAACCAAACGACUGACCUAUCCUCUUUUCCCCAUCUUCUGCUUUCAUUCUGGCUUAGGACACAGUUAGGUGAUGCCACGUUUGGUGUGACAGUCCUCCAGUUCUCUGAGCAUAGGAUGUUGCUGUUGCUGCCUCUACAUUGCAUUCUGCUGUCCUGAAAGCUGUGGUUUCCACAUAGAAGCAGCUGUGAUGUCUGCACCAGGCUUUGGUUUUGGUUUAUUUAAUUUUAUUUUUUUUCCCUGCUGUAUUACUGUAGCUUUGUAGCCCAUUACUUCCUAUGGUGUUUGCCCUGCUGUAAGAAUGUAAGUGCCAUGUUUUUUUCAGUUGUAAUUAUUCUAAUAAAGGCUGGAGU